Molecule: messenger RNA, 2474 nt
Organism: Saimiri boliviensis boliviensis (Bolivian squirrel monkey)
Lineage: Eukaryota; Metazoa; Chordata; Mammalia; Primates; Cebidae
Source: RefSeq, a predicted model, not a curated record
UUAGGAGUCUUACUCUGAAUGCAUUUGUAUGAAAAUUAUAGAGAGGGUAGAAUCAUGAUUGUCAUGAUUGUUAAUGUCAAUAAAAAGUGGUAUCAGGUUAAAAAAAAAAACACUACAUUGAAAGUAGCAAUAACUGGAUUCUGCUGUCUUCUUCCAACCUUGAAAAAGACAUAUAACUUCUCUGCAUGUCUCUUCUCUGAUCCUGGGGAAAGUGUGUUUCCUGUGGCUGUUGUACAGAUGAGGUAACUUAUGUGAAGUGUUCUGAACUCCUUAAGGAACAAUGUCAAAGCAAUGAAAUGCAGUACCAUUAUUACAGUAAAGAUGGUGAAGAGGAGGAGAAGACAGAUCUACAUUUUCUUCCUUAAUUUUGUAAUCUUUCCAGACGCUGGUAGGUCCUUCUGAAGCCAUUCCCUGUUCCUUAGGUUGCACUGGUGGGGGCUUCCAUGCCGGAGGCAGAAGGGAUACUCUCUACCCUCUGAAACCAUUCAUCAGGAAGGCCUUGGUUGAGAUGUGCUAGGAGAGCACAGUAUCUGCAAAUAGAAGGCACCUGUCUCCCUUCUGCAGUCCAAGGAGAGGCUGCCAUGGACAGUGUGUUUCAUGGCUUGUCUACUCCUCUUUCACAGACCCUACAGCUUGGGGCCUGGGCUCCUCUGACCACCCUCACUGACAAAGGAAAGUGAGUCCAGAGAAGUUGAUGCUUCCUACCUGUUGGAGCAGGCCAGCAGUAUAAGCGUGUUGUUACUGUCCCAUCCGCCAUGUCCUUCAGUGCCACCAUUCUCUUCUCCCCUCCCAGUGGCAGCGAGGCCAGAUGCCGCUGCUGCACCUGUAGGAGUGAGACUAGUGGGGGCAACGCAGGCUCCGAGGGCGGGAAUCCUCCUCCCAGCACCCCCAUCACAGUGACUGGACAUGGCCUGGCUGUUCAGAGCUCGGAGCAGCUCCUGCAUAUUAUCUACCAGCGGGUGGAUAAGGCAGUGGGUUUGGCUGAAGCCGCUCUGGGUCUUGCCAGGGCCAACAAUGAGUUGCUAAAACGUCUCCAGGAGGAAGUGGGCGAGCUAAGGCAAGGGACAGUGUCCACCCCUGAUGAAGAUGGGGAAAGCCGGGCACAUAGUUCUCCACCUGAGGAGCCUGGGCCUCUCAAGGAGAGUCCCGGGGAAGCCUUCAAGUCUCUGUCUGCCGUGGAAGAGGAGUGUGACAGCGUGGGCAGUGGCGUGCAGGUGGUGAUUGAGGAGCUGCGGCAGCUGGGAGCAGCCUCAGUAGGGCCUUUGGACUUCCCAGCAACUCAGAAGGACAUGCGGCUCUCGGGGUGCACGCUGGCUGCCAGCGAGGGGCCCCCCCUGCUCAAUCCUCUGGUGGAUGAUUAUGUGGCUUCUGAGGGUGCAGUACAGCGAGUGCUGGUCCCUGCUUAUGCCAAGCAACUCUCACCAGCCGCACAACUGGCAAUCCAGCGGGCAACCUCAGAGACAGGACCAGAAAAUGGAACCAAGUUGCCACCACCUCACCCUGAGGACAUGCUCAAUUCUGCUGCUGCGCUGGACAGUGCCUUGGAAGAGUCAGGCCCUGGGAGCACUGGGGAGCUGAGACACUCUCUAGGGCUGACUGUUUCCCCAUGCAGGACCAGAAGAAGUGGGCAGAAGAACUCCAGGCGCAAGCGGGAUCUGGUACUUUCUAAACUGGUCCACAAUGUGCAUAACCACAUCACCAAUGACAAGAGAUUCAAUGGGUCUGAAAGCAUCAAGUCCUCUUGGAAUAUUUCAGUAGUGAAGUUUCUUCUGGAAAAGCUCAAGCAAGAGCUGGUGACCAGUCCUCACAAUUACACUGAUAAGGAGCUAAAAGGAGCCUGUGUGGCCUACUUCCUUACCAAAAGGCGUGAGUACCGCAACUCCCUGAACCCCUUUAAAGGCUUAAAGGAAAAAGAGGAGAAGAAACUUCGAAGUCGCCGAUAUCGGCUUUUUGCCAACCGAUCCAGUAUCAUGAGGCAUUUUGGACCUGAGGAUCAACGUCUGUGGAAGGAUGUGACAGAGGAGCUGAUGUCAGAUGAAGAGGACAGUCUUAACGAGCCAGGUGUGUGGGUGGCCCGCCCUCCCCGUUUCCGGGCCCAGCGCCUCACAGAGCUCUGCUACCAUCUGGAUGCUAACUCUAAGCAUGGCACCAAAGCCAACCGUGUAUAUGGGCCCCCCUCAGACAGACUGCCUUCUGCUGAAGCCCAGCUUCUUCCACCAGAACUUUAUAAUCCUAAUUUCCAAGAAGAGGAAGAUGAGGGAGGAGAUGAGAAUGCAUCUGUCUCCCCAUCUUUUGACCAACCCCACAAAACCUGCUGUCCUGACUUGAACUCAUUCAUUGAAAUCAAGGUGGAAAAGGAUGAAUGAAAUCUAUAGCCAAGAAUAACUCUGGCUCUCACCAUGCCUCAUGUCCCAGAAAUAAGUGGCCAUGGGGCUUCCCAAAAUAAUGAGAUGCUCUGUGCAGUCUGAGAAAGC